CCAGCAGCUCUGAAGUAACGUUACUUGCUGGAUACAAUGUCAUAUCAAGGGGUUAGUGGUCCACCUCACCGUUCUAAGAGGACUCACUGCUAAUGAAAUCAAAUGCUUAGAGAAGCAUGAGAUGCAGGGCUUUAGCUAGUAUUUUGCCUCAACUAGGGUGGUCAGUUAAUUUCCACAGUACAGCACCAGGUUGCUUUUCACCAUUGCAACUUUUUUUCAAAACAAAAUAUUGGUAAAAUCCUCUAAUUUCCCUCUGAUUACGAACUGGCUUGAAGACUGGAAUGAUUUGUUUGUUUGAAGAAUGUUGACGUUAGAGUGGGAGUCGGAGGGACUGCAAACAGUGGGUAUUGUUGUGAUUAUAUUUGCGUCUCUGAAGCUGCUUCAUUUGCUGGGACUGAUUGAUUUUUCAGAAGACAGUGUAGAAGAUGAAAUGGAAAUAGCCACCGUGCGGCAUCGGCCUGAGGCUCUUGAACUGCUGGAAGCACAGAGCAAAUUCACAAAGAAGGAACUUCAGAUUCUGUAUAGAGGAUUCAAGAAUGAGUGUCCCAGUGGGAUUGUUAAUGAAGAGACCUUCAAAGAGAUUUAUUCUCAGUUCUUUCCACAGGGAGAUUCUACAACCUAUGCACAUUUUCUCUUUAAUGCAUUUGACACUGAUCACAAUGGAUCUGUGAGUUUUGAGGACUUCAUUAUGGGUCUCUCAAUUUUACUCCGAGGGACAGUAGAAGAAAAACUCAACUGGGCUUUUAAUUUGUAUGAUAUAAAUAAGGAUGGAUACAUAACUAAAGAGGAAAUGCUUGAUAUUAUGAAAGCUAUAUAUGAUAUGAUGGGAAAAUGCACUUAUCCUGUUCUCAAAGAGGACGCCCCUAGACAACAUGUGGAAACAUUUUUCCAGAAAAUGGACAAGAAUAAAGAUGGGGUAGUUACCAUAGAUGAAUUCAUUGAAAGCUGCCAAAAAGAUGAAAACAUAAUGCGUUCCAUGCAGCUCUUUGAAAAUGUGAUUUAACAAUGUGGUUUACUCUGCAAUUAAUGGACAAAUGUGAACUAUUCUGCAACAUGACUUAAAGCUGGAUUUGCCACAUUUAUCAUAUGUAGGAUUGCUCAGCUUUACACUGAGACACGUAUUCUGCUAAUAAGUUUUGUUUUAUUAUAAAGCAUUCCUCUCAAAAAUGAUUUCCCAAAGGUUAGGAUGUAAUAAUUUGUCCUUUAUCCAAUGGGAUAUUCUAAAAAUAUUAGGUUUUACCCCACAACUCCCAAAAAUAGCAUAGCAUCUGCCAUUAUACAGCUUUAUUACCAUUCCAACCCCUAGAUAAAAGAGGCUUUAACACAAAGAGGUCAGAAAUAGCUGUUUUUGAUACUUGUUUGUAUUGGAUUCAGCCCCAGGAUUUUAAGUGUCAACCUCUGUUUUACAGAGAAAUCACCCUGUAUUGUGUAAUACUCAUUUUUACAUAAUACUUUGAGUAAAGAUCGGUACAGUUGAUGAGCAAUACAUAUCUCCUGCAACAACAUCGAAAUUUUAUUUGGCUUUCUUUCCUCUUUUACUGAAGCCCACCUAAUUUACAUAAGAGGAAGAAAUAUUUUUUAUAAUAAAAAAUGUAAUGACAUGUACCACUGAUAGGUAUUAAACAGAUCAUCCUUACCUAAUAAAUCUGCAUUUAUGAAUUUUUCAUGAAAUGAGUACCUGAAGUCCUAUAUAUUGUAUGUGCAAUUCGAGUUGGACUGUCAGUAAAGUUUUCUGCUCAAAAUUAAGGACCUGAAAAGAUUUUGAGUUCAAAUUUCUUUGUGAAGAAAAUCUAAGUUUACCAUCAUUUCCAGAAGUACGUGUCUUACCGGUUUUAAUGAGGAAA
Molecule: messenger RNA, 1844 nt
Organism: Mauremys reevesii (Reeves's turtle)
Lineage: Eukaryota; Metazoa; Chordata; Testudines; Geoemydidae
Gene: KCNIP4
Product: potassium voltage-gated channel interacting protein 4
Exons: 8
Coding region: 302-1003 (233 amino acids)
Biological process (GO): regulation of potassium ion transmembrane transport
Cellular component (GO): voltage-gated potassium channel complex
Molecular function (GO): potassium channel regulator activity; calcium ion binding
Source: RefSeq, a predicted model, not a curated record